GGCGCGGCGCGGCGCGAUUGGCCGAGCGCUCGCGGCGCCAGCAGGUUAGUGCGCUCGGCGUGAGGCCAGCGGCCCCUCCGCUGGCUCCUCCCCCCCCCACCCCGGCCGGGCCCGCAGGGCAGAGUGACACUCGCCAGGCGGCUGCGUCCCGGCGGCGGCGUCCCGGCGGCAGCCCCGCGCCCCUCCGCCUCCGAUAAGCAGUUUGUGAAGACUGAAGGAUCUGCUGAAGGGAACACCUGCUUUUGAGGUUGCAGACUCGCUGAAGCAUGGCUGACCUGGAGCACAACCUCAGCCUGGCGGAUGCUCUGACGGAGCCGCCUCUCGAGAUUGAGGAGGAAGUGAAAAGGGACUUCAUUGCCACUCUGGAAGCGGAGAAAUUUGAUGAUGUGGUUGGAGAAACCGUAGAUAAAACAGACUAUGUUCCUCUGCUGGAUGACGACGAUGAUGGAAAAGCUGGGAGCCAGGAACCAAAGAGCAAACCCCAUGCAGACAGUAUUCAGGUGGAACAUACUUCAGCUUCUGGGCCAACGGUUGUAGAGAAUGGUGACCAUGGAAUAGGCAAUGACCGUACAGUAUUCCCAGGAGAAAUCAUGGACGAAAGCCUGGCUUAUGAAGAAUUUUUUGAUCGCAAUGACGCCUGUACGAUGGAUGACAGAGACCUGUGCUUCGAAUCGCAGCCGGUGUUCAAGCCCAUGGAGAUGGCUGACCCCUUCGGCAUGCACAGAGGGGAGAACCUGCCCGAGCUGUCGUUUCCUACUGACAUGCAGCACGUGCCGAUGUUCGCGGACCACGUAGACGUCUCCAGAGACAUCCAUGCACCACAUGCGCCUAUGAUGGUACCUGAUCAACCUUUCCUGGGGUCCCCGUAUUCUCCUGCAGAAGUUCUAGAUCCAUCAGCCUUUAUUGGCCUGGAUUCGGCUGCGGUGUAUCUGCAAGACACAGCAGUGCCUGAAGAACACUGGAUGGGAGCUCAGCACGCUGCAAAGGGACCAGAUGCCGCUUUCUUUGUUGAGCCACCAGUGACUGAAGCAAAAAAGCCGCAUUUGCCGGAAAGCCCUGCAGCGGUGGCUCCCGCGUUUGAUCCUACCGCACUGAUCGCAUCCCCAGAAGAGGCUGAAACGACUGAUGCACCGCAAGGUGCAGCAUCAGCAGAUGCUGGGUGUGUUCCUGCCUUGGACGUCGUGUCCGCGCCUGCAGAAAAAGCCGGGUCCGUUCUUCCAGGAGAUACUGAGCCUCCUCAAGCGGUGGACGCUGGAUUCACCCCUGCAGCAGAAGCCUUGGAUAGUGGGUUUGCUCCUGCAGCGGAAGCAGCAUCUCCUAAUGCUCUUGAUGCCGCGUUUGCCCCAGUGGCAGAUGCUGGGUUUACCCCAGCGGCAGAUACUAAGUCUCAUCAUGCUCUGGAUUUGGAUUUGGCACCAGCAGCAGCAGCAGAUGCAGGGUUUGCCCCAGCAGCAGAUGCUAAGUCUCAUCACACGAUGGAUUUGGAGUUUUCCCCAGCAGAAGAUGCAGGGUUUGCCCCAGCAGCAGAUGCUGCGUCUCAUCACGCUAUGGAUUUGGCGUUUGCCCCGGCAGCAGAUGCAGAGUUUGCCCCAGCAGCAGAUACUACAUCUCACCAUGCUUUGGAUUUGGCGUUUGCCCCAGCAGCAGGUGCAGAGUUUGCCCCAGCAGCAGAAGCCAACCAUCUUCACGCUGUGGACUCUGGGUUUGCCCCUGCAGCAGAAGCCAAGGCUCUUCCUGCCGUGGGCGCUGCCUUUGCCUCUGUGCCAGAAGCGAAGUCUGUCCCUGCAGCUGACACCCCGCUUGCUGCGUUUGAAGAGCUGAUGGCAUCUGAGCGAGACAAGUCACCCUUCAGCAAGCCUCCAGCAGAAGCAGCCGCAAACACAGAACAAGAGUUGAAGGUCCCAGAAGCUUGUGCUGAGCUUCCCUUGGAGAAAGCCAAAGACGUUGGAUCAUCUCCAAGCCACCAUGCAGAGCAUCUUCCAGAAAAAGUGGACCAUCUUCUAGAACCAGCAGCUCCAGUAGAAGCAAAAGAAGCCGUGGCACUAGAAAGUAAAGAACUCCUUCCAGAAAAACCUGUUACUACUGCGGAUCUUACUGUUACAGAGAAACCAAAGGAGGAGGCUGAACAUAACCAUGUCCGACAAGCAGAACCCCAGCAAGAAAAAGCCCUGCAAGAGACUACAGGUCUACCUACUGCACAAUUAAGGCAAGCUUACAAAUCGAGUGAACGCAGGUUUGGCAGAGCGAAACCUGCAGCAGUGCCUAUUGCAGAUGUGCCAGAGGAACGUCUAAUAGGCUUCCCACAGCAGAAGAGUCCUGACCCAAGAGUAGACCCCUAUUCUGUAGCAGAGCUUGGAUAUGGUGCUGGAACAUCCCCUCGCACUAGGGUUUCCCAUAAAAAGGCCGCUGGGCAGCCAUCCGGCGCGCUGUCGGAGUUUGUGGAGAGCUGCAGAGAUGUGCCAAGGGAGAGCUGGGAUUUGGAAGGUUCUUCAGCCAUCGCGAAGAAGAAGAAAAAGAAACCAAAACAAAAGAGAAAUCAGCAGCCAAGAACAAUGGAGUUCUGGGAUGAAAAGACUGCGAUCCCCCAAGCUCCUAAAAGUUGCCCAUUUGCUGUUGAACUGCAAAAACCAGAUGUCUGUACCAUGUUGCCUGCUGAAGCUCGCAAAGAGCAGUCAAUUGCCUCAGGAAACAGAGCUUCAGACAUGCCAAAGGAUGCUAAAAUAACAACUGGAAGCCUGAGCGUGGAUGAUCAAAAUGCCUUCCCAAUGCCAGCACCCAGACAGCAGGCCCAAAAAACUGACACGCCGAUUGAAUCUGUGUUGGAUGCAAAAAAUGGAGACUUCAGGAAAACAGGGGAAAUGAGAGAUGACAGUUUGGUGUUGCGAUCUGAAGGCAAAAUAAAACAGGUUCCCUUGGAGCAGAUGGACAAGGCAGACAAGACGAAGGCGGGGGAACCUGUUACAGCAAAGAUGCUGACCAAGCCUGUGGAAAUAGGUCAUCUUGAUAAAAACAAGAGGAGGGAGUAUAAGGAGUCAGACCUGAAGGCAUCUCUUUCAGAAGAGAUCAAUCUAAGCAAAGUAGAAACUUCUUUAAAGACCAAACCUUCAGAAGUUCCCCUUUCUGAUAAAGGUAAGGAGGCCGAGUGCGCAUCUCCCAAGCGCGAAACGUUCAGCGAGACUGUCCCCACUGAGCCUCAGACUUCCAGUGGGUCAUUGGAAGAAAAAGCACAGAAAAGAGGCAGUGAAAAGAGCAAAGAGGCUGAAAACGAGUCCUUCAAACAGCCUGACCUUCUAGAGGCUGGGGCCCCAAGAGACAAGCUUCCUCGCCAGCCAGAAACAGCUGACAAAACUAAAACAGUGUCCGCGGAUAGUUGCACAGCGGUCAACUUGAGUGCUUCAGAGGCAGCGCAGAAGACCACAACAGAUGCUAAUAAAACGCCUGUUGCACCAUUAGUUGUACCAAAACCUGAGGAGGUUUUUCCUUUGAAAAACAGAAAGGCUGAUAGUUUUUCAGAGCAGACGUUACUUCUGGCAGCUAAGUCUGGUACAACUAAACUUCCCACCUCUGCUGAAGCCGUUGACAGAGUUGUAGUAGCAGAUUCCCCUGACACAAACAAAGAGCCGGGAUUUAUUGCAUUAGAGCAUCAGGCUGCAAAAGACCCCAAUAUUGUACAGGGGAUGGACAAACCGAAAAAAAAGCGUGGUGAAGGGAAAGUCAGAAAAAUUAAGAAUUUCCCUGAGCAGAUAACUCCUUUGGAGGAUGAGAACAAACUUACUGGUGGAGGGAAGACAGAUGAGACGAUAAAAGAAAUGACUUUCCCUGAUAAAGGCAAAGAGACUGGUUUUGCUACAAGAGGACAUCCAUCAGCAAACAUUACACAUAGUUACUCUGACAAAGCAGCAGACAAGGCAAAAAAAAGAGGUAGUGAUGGAAGAAGUAAAAGAGGCGAAAAAAGCUUUUUCCAGCAGCCUUUUCUUUUUGAGAGCAAGAGGGACGUAAGCAGUUCUCCUGACAUAACCGACAAACCUAAAGAAAUGAGUGUUAGCGAGAAAGGCAGAGAGAAAGGCUGUCUUACUGCUGAGCGUUUUCAGGAAAACGUGUCGGAGGGAGCUAAAACGCAAAGUCCCGUUGACCUGGUGACCGAGGAGCCGAAGCGAAGUGUUGGGAAAAGCGAAGUGCCGCGUUUGGGCGCUUCAGAGCAGCCGUCAGCUCCGGAGAGCGGGACAGAUGAAGCCAAGUGUCUUGCUGUGGCUGACGCGGUCAGCGAAACAAGGGAGGUCAAUGUGGUGCAUAGAGGCAAAGAGGCUGGAUUUACUUCUCCAGAUGAACCGGUUAUGACAGAUUCUAACACAGCAUUGGCAGACAAACCUAGGAAGAGGUGUAGCGAUGGGAAAAGAAAAAAUGAAAAAAAUCCUUUUGGGCAGCCUGCUGUCCUGGAGACCAGGGCAGAAGCAAGUCCUCCUCCGAGCAAAGAGGAGGUGGCUGGCAACACAAAAGAAAUGACCUUUGAUAAAAAUAAAAUGUCUGAUUUUGAAGGAGGUCUCGCGCUGGAGGAUCUGACAGGCAUAACCAAAGAGAUGGUGGAAAAGCCUGAAAUCCUGGGUGGUGAUAGAAAAAGCUUCUCUGAUCAGCUAGAUCUUUCAGGUCAUAAAAUAGAGACAGCAAAGCCAGAAAUGGUCAAAACUAAAGAAAUUUGGUCCCCUAAUAAAGGUAAGGAAACUGUCAUUAAUACAUCAGAGCCCGUCCCAGAGAACAGGACAGAGAGAGCUGGGGCACAUAGCCCCGGCAGCGAAGAGGUGACAGACAAGCCCAAGAAAAAGGGCAGAGAUGUGAAAGACAAAAAGCCUGAAAACAGUCUUGAGCACUCUGUCGCACUGGGUCUAGAUAAAAUCCCUGCAGUAGCUGAGGAGGUGGGAAAUGUUACAGAAACUCAGUCUCCUGAUAAAGGCAAAGAGAGUAAUUUCCCCGCUGCAGUAGGUCUGCUGGGUGGCCUAGCUGAUACAGCCCAUGUCCAAGCUUCUGCUAAACCUCUGGAGCCAGAAAAAUCAAACGCGAGCAAUAAAGAGAAGUGCAGGAAGAUGGAGGCUAGUUUGGAGCAGAUGUUUCUCUUGGAAGCUGGCACAGCUGGAGCGAUGUUCGCUGCUGGCGACACGGGGAGAGCUGCCGGAUCCAAGGCAGAAAGCUCUGCUCGCUGCAGCAGCGUGCCUGGGCUCCCCGUUUUAGAGCAGCCCGCUCUAAACUCCAGCUCCCCGGUGGCAGAUCACGGUUUGGCCCCAGAACCUGAUAGAUCUAAAAAGAGAGGUAGCGAUGGGAGAAGUAAAAAAGCUAAAAAUGCCUCUGAGCAGCCUGUUUUUCUAGAGACAAAAACAAGCAGGAGGGAAGCGCAGCCUCCCGUGGCAUCGGAGAUGUGCUGCGGAGUGGAAGAAAUGGGUUUUGUAGAUGAAAACAGAAAUAUUAAGAAUUUCCCCCUUGUCCCGCAAAUGCCCUGGAAUACUACGGGGAGCUUCUUUGAGCCCUUUGCUCAGGGAGCAGCAGUUAGCCCUGAAGGACCUGGCAGUGUUUCUUCUGGCUUCCCAAAGCAAACGGAAAAGGAUGCAGGAGGUAAGGCGCUCCCUUCUUCUGGAGGGGUGUUGGAGAAGAGCAGCAAGGGGCCUGGAUCUAGGGAUAAAAAGGAGAUGCCUGAACAGAGAUUUUACGAGCACCCAAUCAGCCUGGGCCAUGAAGAGCCUGGAAAAGACAUUUCAGUGAAAGAGGAGGAUAAAACCAGAGAGACCGAUUCCUGGGAUAAGGGGGAGAUGGGUCAACAACUUUCUUUGGAUCAGUCAGUUAAACAGGACAUUAAAUCAAAAAAGGAUGAAGUUCCCCUUCCUACCGUAGCAAAGGUGGAUGAUAAAGAAAUAAGAAUCGGGGAUAAAAGGGAAGACCCUGACUGCACCUCCUCAGACACGAAAAGCAGAACGGCUCCCGUAGGUGCCAAAGUGACGGUGAAAGUGGAAGAAACUGUCUCUUUUGAUGAGAAGGACCUUGGACGCGGUUCCUCUGGCUUCCCGGUGCCAGCGGAGAGUGGAGCAGACGCGGCUGCAGCCCAGGCGUCGAUGGAGAGCAGCGCUGGAGAGACCGAGCUGCCCGGAGGCACGAAGGACGAGCAAAGCCUGCUGAAGGACCUGGUCGGGUUAGACAAUAAAGUAGAUGAAGCAGAGGCUGCUGGUUUAAAUCUGAGAGCUGCCCAAACUGCCAAAAUAAGCCCUAAAGAUGAUGGUAAAAGUAAUUCCCAACUCGCAGAAGAGGCUGCUGCUCAGGGUGGGGAAGCUCACCUGAAGGAUGUCUCGGCUUUGAAGUCCGAAGCAGAUAAACCCAAAGACGCAAUGAAAGAAACAGAGGAGGGAUUUGAAGAAAAAACUGUGAAGGAGGCAAAGAAAGACGAAAGAGUUAAAGGAAAAGAGCAGCUAAAAGGCUACAUGAGACCCACAAAGGCGAGAGGUGGUCCAGCUGUACCAGCCAGGUCCGCCGCUCCCGAGCGAGAGAAACCAAAGCAGCCGAAACCCGCUGGUAUGAGCCGGCAGAGGCAAGAGAAAGCAAAACCAGAAGAGACCAAACCAGCCGAAGCGGUGACAGGGAACGAUAUCACCACCCCUCCAAACAAGGAGCUUCCUCCGAGCCCUGAGAAGAAGGCAAAGCCUGCAGUCUCCACACCAUCAGCAAAGCCUGCCGCGCCGAAGGCCAGGCCUCUGUCCGCUACCAGCCCCAAGCGGCCAGCCUCCGCCGCGCCUGGCCAAAACAAAAAACCCACCAGCCCUACUGCAGGUCCCGCCGCGGCCGCCACUCCUAAGCGCCCGGCCACCACCGCCACCGCCCGUCCCGCCACCUUAACUCCAAAGGAGGCUAAACCAAAGGCUACAGAUGCAAAGAGCCCGGAUAAGCGGACCUCACUGUCAAAGCCACCGUCGUCUGUCACACCUCGAACUACCGUCAGGAGCAGCCCAGCGACUCCCAGGACAACUGCAGCAUCUCCGGUCGCUGCAGCAUCUGGUGUGAAAACCACUGCUGCUUCUCCACCCAAGAGGCCGACAUCUAUUAAGACCGAUGCAAAGCCUGCAGAUGCCAAGAAGACCACUGCGAAGUCGCCAUCAGCAGACGUGGGCCGCCCUAAGAGUGCUUCCGGCAACGCCGUGAAAAGUAGUGCCACCACUCCUUCCACCGCCACCUCAAGCACGGCCGCUCCGCCCGGGGUGGCCGCCGGUCGUCCCAAACCCAAGCCGGCUGCAGCCAAACCUGCCACAACCUCGAGCACGACAGCGGAUGCUAAAAAACCAGCUGCUAAGGCUCCGGCUAAACCCAGCACCGUUUCCAAGCCGCCUCGCCCGACCAGCAGUGUUUCUGCGCCGGAUCUGAAAAACGUACGUUCCAAAAUUGGAUCAACAGAUAAUAUUAAGCAUCAGCCUGGUGGAGGAAAGGGAAAAGUAGAGAAAAAGCCAGACUCAACCGGUGCUGCGCGAAAGCCUGAACCCAAUGCGGUCUCUAAAAUGGCUCCUCCUAAAACAGCUGUAACAAAAGAGGGUGCCCCAAAGCAGCCCAAUGGGAAAGUCCAGAUAGUCUCCAAAAAAGCGAACUACAGCCAUGUUCAGUCCAAGUGUGGGUCCAAGGACAAUAUUAAGCAUGUCCCUGGAGGUGGGAAUGUGCAGAUCCAGAACAAGAAAGUCGACCUUUCCAAAGUAUCCUCAAAGUGUGGCUCUAAAGCAAAUAUCAAGCAUAAACCAGGGGGAGGAGACGUGAAAAUUGAGAACCAGAAGCUGAACUUCAAGGAGAAGGCCCAAGCGAAAGUGGGCUCUCUGGACAACGUGGGACACUUGCCAGCGGGAGGAACAGCGAAGGCGGAGGGCAGCGAGGAGCCGGGGCCGCUGCCGCCGGCCCCGCGGAGCGAUGCCGAUGCCGAGGCGCCCGGGGCCGGCGAUGCCCUGCGGGAGAACGGCGUGGGGCCGGCAGCGCCCGCCCCGGCGAGCGGGGCCGACCCGAGGGAAACGCAGAGCUUCGAGACCCACAUCCAGGAGACGAGCAUCUAAUGAUGACAUUAUGGUAUCGUCUCCCGUCCCCUCCUCCUCCUCCUCCUCCUCCCCCCGUCCCCCCCCCCCCGUCCCUCCUGCCCUUGUGUCGCUGCAGAUUGAACCUCGCGAGCUGUCGUUCCGUGCGAGGGCCCAGGCUCGGACGGACCACGGCGCGGGACCCGUCGUCUCCAACCCCCCCCACCCCCCCGGCAGCACUUCCCCCCCCCACCCGGCGCAGCACCUCUGCCAGCGAGAGCCCGGGCCCGGCCGCCCCCCCCGCCGCGCUCCCCCCGCAAGGCUCGUGCCCCCGGGCUCCCCCGCGCCGCGCCGCGCAGCUUGGCUCUCUUAACCCGGCCUCGGGCCCCGCGGGGGGACGGGGACGGGGCCCCCCCGGGCGGCAGGGCGGCCGGCUCCCCCCCCUCUGCAUUUCGGGGCUCCGGGCGCUGCAGCCAGGCCAGCGUUAACAGGGAUAAGCUGUGACCUCUCUCCCCCCCUUUUCUUUUUCUCCUCCUCUGCCGCUUCGGUUUCCGCUGGCCUCUUUGGCGACGAUAUAUAUCACACACACACACACGUUAGGCUGUUUUAACCGCUGACUUUAACCUCCUCUCCUUCGUGGCGACGCGUCGAUGAUUUCUCGUGCUGCGAAUCCCCGCGGAGCUUCCUUUCCUCCUCCCUCCCCUUCCCGGCCGUAGGAGCGUAGAGCCAUUAACCGCUGCCGCCGUGCUGGCUGCUUACUGACAUAUCCGAGCGUAACUCUCUUUUUGUUGUUCUUGUUGUUGUUUUUUUUUUGUUUUGGUUUUUUUUAAUAUUUUAAAAUGACGGAGCAAAGUCGUGGGAUUAAGCCAUGUGCGAAUCGCAGGGCGCAGGAACGUGUCGGAGGGAAGCGCGGGGGCCGAGCGGGCGGCUGCUCCGGGCGCGGGAGCCGCGGGCCGGGCCGAGGUGCGGGAAGCGGCGCGGCGGAGAGGCUGAGGAGGCGGAAGGAGGGUUUUAACCCACCGUCUGAGGUUUGGGCUCCUCGUUUCAUGUUGCGAAUGACACUAAAGAAACGAAAUGUAAAUAAAAAAAAAAACAAAAAAACGAAAAAAAAAAAGUAAGCGUUCUUGGGUCGUCAAACUAAUUUAAAGCAAAAAGCCGAAUAACAAAACACUGGGAUCAAAGGGCCGAGUGCGGAGGGGGGGCAGCUCGAAGGAGGGCGGAGGGGAGCCGGCAGCUGCUGGGGCCGGGGGGAGUCUGUCUUUGGGAAGCCGACAGCGACACGAUAACCCGGAAUCUGUAUUUACACACAAAGAUUCUUAUUGCACUUGUAUUUUUUAUAUUAAAGUUUGCAUGAUUUCUAAUAAAAUGGCAUUAAAAUGUACUAGUUUGCAUCAAAGUCGUCUGCUAGUUUCAUAAGUGCUUUUUCCUCCGGAUACAAAUUUAACUCAGCGAUGCAGAUUUGCACCUGAAAGGGGCGGUUAUAUAUACCCCAGACCCUGCUGCUGCUUCCCUUCCUCCUCCUCCUCCUCUUCCUCACCUCCUCCCCCUCUGUGCCACCAACCCGCUGAUCCCAGGCCACGAUGCCCGGUCCCCUCCCUGCCUUCCCCGUGCUGCAGCGCUGCUUCGCUCGGGGCCCCAGGCGCAGGCCGUAUAUAUCGCUGCCCUUCUCCGAUGCCUCCUGCUCGUUGCUGAAUUCGAAGCACCAGCUCGAGCGUCUCGAUGUGUCGAUGGGGUUUUUUUCCCCCCCCCAUGCUUGAGUUGCGGGGCAGUUUGGAGGAGCGGGAAGGGCAGAGCAGGCUGGUGCCCGCGCAGGAACCGGCCUGGCCUUGGCUUCCCGAAGCGGCAAAGGCCGCGCGGCGCUUGGGCCAUGUUGCUCUUGGUUAACCAAAGAGAAGGUGGAAGCUGAGCUGUCGCCUUCUCCCCGCGUUUCGGCCCCGGGAGCUGAAACGCCCGGAGAAGGGAGGCCCCGGCCGGGCCGCAGGAGGGAGGCGAGUGGCAACGUUGCACUUUAUCUUCUGCAAUUGCAAAAAGAAAAGAAAACAAGCAAACCCCCACGCUGUUUUGCAAAGGGACAGUACCUCCACCUUCUCCCUCCGCGUUGCUUUUUCGUGCUGGCGGCGGCGCGGGGCUGCAGCGGCGCCGGGCUCAGCGUCCUGUGCUUCUGUGCCACUUUCUCUAACACUUGUUGUGCCUGUGUUUAGCCGACUUACACUAAAUCCAGAGAGACACGCGUUUGGUGUGGUUUUUCUAGGACAGCCUGUUUUAAUAAGGAUUUUUUUUGUUUGUUUGUUUGUUUUUUAAUUUUGUUUUACGGAAGCAGCUGUGUAUAUAUAUUGCUAGCCUGGGAGGAGAGUGAUGCGUGGGAAAGCGGCUUUAGUUUCCUGGCUGGAGCGCGCGGGGGACCGGAGCUGGCUGAGCCCUUAAAGACGGGCUGCUGCGGCGGGGGAACAGGCUGGCGGGGCCGAGCACAGCAUCGCUUGUGCUAGGGCUGGUGUAGCCGAUUGCUAGCGCAGUGCAUGUCCCCAGGGCCAUGUUCCUCGCGUAUCGGUGGCAAACACGGUACUUUGGGGCUUUUUAUACUGUCAGGCAGAGCGCGUUGGCAUAGCGAAGCACGCGGACGCGAGGCUGGGUGGCUCGGGGGCCUCCCGCGAACUGAAUGUAGUUUUCUACGCUGCCCCUCACCGUCAUCCCCGUGUCGUGGCGGUGCGUGAGCAGGACCCGCGUGCGUUCGGCUCGGUUUUGGCAGAGUUUCUAGUUUCCCUGCGGGGCAGGACGGCGGGGUGGCACCGACCCUCCCGGCCUCGGUUUCCCCACCGGCCGAGCGGGGCGGCUGCGGGGCGCUCGGGGUGUAACGCGUGCCCUCCAUGCGCGGUGCCGGUGGUGUUACGGUGUCUCCCAGGCGUGCGGUGCCUCGGCGGGUCCUGCCUGCGCCCGGAGCGGUGCCGGGCCCCGGAGCAGGCUGGUUUGCUUCUGCCUUUCUGUUUCACCCGCCUCCUUGGGGCUGUAGCACUGUCUCCUCUAGCGAACAUUUCCUGAUUUGAUGUUGUGAUUCUGACUAUUGUAAAGGGUUGAAAUAAAGCUUCUAGAUGUUC
This is a messenger RNA of Dromaius novaehollandiae (emu), 11110 nucleotides long. RefSeq names its product microtubule associated protein 4 (gene MAP4). The coding region runs from base 267 to 8060 and encodes 2597 amino acids. The transcript has 24 exons. Gene Ontology annotation, molecular function: microtubule binding. Lineage: Eukaryota; Metazoa; Chordata; Aves; Casuariiformes; Dromaiidae. Gene Ontology annotation, cellular component: neuron projection. Gene Ontology annotation, biological process: microtubule cytoskeleton organization; neuron projection development. The record is from RefSeq and is a predicted model, not a curated record.